Clarias gariepinus (North African catfish) is the source of this 3846-nucleotide messenger RNA. RefSeq names its product gastrula zinc finger protein XlCGF57.1-like. The transcript has 5 exons. Bases 114 to 2096 code for a protein of 660 amino acids. The record is from RefSeq and is a predicted model, not a curated record. Lineage: Eukaryota; Metazoa; Chordata; Actinopteri; Siluriformes; Clariidae.
AAUUCUCUAUGAAGUGUGUGUGUGUGUGUGUGUGUGUUUACAAUGGGUUCUGGUGUUUGAUCAGAUCCUCCUUUUCCAGAAACACGACCCUUUAGACCUCAGAAGACCUUAUAAUGGAAUCAGCAGAGGUUGGACUGUGUUCUUCUAAAACACCUCCAUGCACUCCUGGUCCUGCUGGCUCACAGCUUUGUGGGGACGUGCAGACAGAAACUUGUCAGGCUUCAGGUGGAGCCUCUGUGGAACACAUCACCCCUGUGGACCUUCAGAAGAAUGUAAAGAAGGAAGAAAGUGAAGAUGAAGACUACCUCUGUGAAGCUCUGUCAGGCUCUGUGGGACACAUCACACCUGUGGACCAACAGAAUCAAGUAAAAAAGGAAGAAUUUAAAGAAGAAGAGACGUUCUGUGGUGGAACAUCAAACUCUGUGGAAAAUGUCGACAAACAGAAUAGAGGAUUUGAAAUAAAGCAUGUAAAAAAGGAAGAGUCUGAAGAUGAAGACAACCCCUGUACAACAACAGACUGUGAAGUGAAUGAGGGCCGGAUACCACUCUUCUCCUGCUCCUGGUGUUCACUUUCCUAUACGUCUUCAAUUGACCUCCACAAACACAUCAGAAGAUGCCACUGUGAGGAACAUGAGAGACUGCUACAGUCGGGAGAGUUAAAAGACAAGAACCAUAUCACUACCAUAAGCUCCAGUAUUCAGGAAACAGCCUCUGUUACACUCAACAGUAACACCUCUAAUAACCAAGUGCAGAAAGAAGUCUAUCCCUGCUCACAGUGUGGGAAGAGUUUUACCCAACGCUAUAAUCUCCACCUACACCAGCGCAUUCACACAGGAGAAAAGCUGCAUCCCUGCUUAGAGUGUGACAAAAUAUUUUUAAAGCGUCACGAUCUUCAGCGACAUCAACGCAUUCACACAGGAGAAAAACCGUAUCAGUGCUCACAGUGUGGGAAGAGUUUUACAGAAAAGGGUAAUCUCAAAGUACAUCAGCGCAUUCACACUGAAGAGAAACUGUAUAAGUGCUCAGAGUGUGGAAAGAGUUUUCUUCGACAGGGUAAUCUCCAACUACAUCAGCGCAUUCACACAGGAGAAGACCUGUAUGCCUGCUUAGAGUGUGACAAAAGUUUUUUAAAGCGCAAUGAUCUUCAGCGACAUCAACGAAUUCAUGCAAGAGAAAAGGUCUAUCAGUGCUCACAGUGUGGAAAGAGUUUUAAUCGACUGUGGAGUCUUCAGUAUCACCAACACAUUCAUUCAGAAGAGAAGCCUUAUCAGUGCUCACAGUGUGGAAAAAGAUUUAAAGAAAAAUGUCACCUAAAAGUACAUCAGCGCAUUCACAGUGGAGAGAAGCCAUAUCAGUGUUCACACUGCGGGCAAAGUUUUAAACAACAAGGCCAUCUCAGUACACACUUGGAUAUUCACACAGGUAACAAGCCAUAUCAGUGCACACAGUGUGGAAAGACGUUUAUAGCAAAAAGUAGACUAAAAUUACAUCAGCGUAUUCACAGUGGAGAAAAGCCGUAUCCUUGUGCAGAGUGUGGGAAGAGUUUUAAACAGCCAUGUCAUCUCAAAAUACACUUGCGUAUUCACACAGGAGAGAAGCCGUAUCAGUGCUCAGAGUGUGGGAAGAUGUUUACAGUGAAAAGUAGUCUAAAAGCACAUCAGCGCAUUCACAGUGGAGAGAAGCCGUAUCAGUGCUCAGAGUGUGGGAAGAUGUUUACGGAAAACGGUAGUCUAAAGUUACACCAGCGCAUUCACACUGGAGAGAAGCCAUAUAAUUGCACUGAGUGUAUGAGGAGUUUUUAUACACAAGGUGAUCUCAGAAAACAUUUGCACGUUCACACAGAAGACAAGCCGUAUCACUGCUCACAGUGUGGGAAGAUGUUUAAACAUAAAGGUAGUCUAAUAGUACAUCAGCGCAUACACAGUGGAGAAAAGCCAUAUCAAUGUACAGAGUGUAAAAAGAGUUUUAAACAGCCAUCUUCUCUCAGAAAACACUUGCGUAUUCACACAAAGCCAUAUAAGUGCUCACAAUGUGAGAAGAGGUUUAAUCACAAGAGACGUCUUGUGCAGCACCAAAAUACAUGCAAAUGCAAUUAAAAACCAGCAUGGGAUAUGUCAUCUGAUCUUUCUCCAAAUAUAAAAUAAAAAAGAAAAAACACAAUUGAAUGAACUAACCUUUAACAAGCACAAUGAUUUGGUAUUAUUAUAAGGUAAUAUAUUUGAAGGUAUUUGGAUUAAUAUAUUUCCUGUGAGUUUUUGCUGGAAAUAUUUAUUGUUUCUGUAUCUAGAAAAGUUUAUUAUGAGAAAUUCCAACCUUUUAAAUCUGCAUUGCUGCCAAGUGACAGACCAGACUAUAUAUAUUUUUGAGUAUUUUAAACAUGUGAAACUAUAACCUACACCGAUCAGUCGCAACACCCCGUACCAUAAAAUUUGGAGACACUUCUUUGGGGGAUUUGGCCGCAGUACACCAUCACAUUGAAUUUAACACCAAACACUCAUGAUGUGACCAAAGGACUUCCCACAUAACUUCAAGGGGUUUCACAGAACUGUGGCAAUAACCAUUGAGAAAUUACAGCCAUUUUCUUGGACAAACACAGACGAUUUAGGGGGCUCAUAAAUAAAGGAACAAACUAGUAUAAUUACAAGCGUAAGGAUUUGGAUGAAGAUUCUUUGCAGUCAGUGACCGCCUAAAAUCUGGAACCCAUGGACAUUGCCAAAUGCUGAAUUUGCUCCCUUAAGAUGCUUUGACAGACCUUUACUGCAGCUGCCUUUAGCUGCUGCUUGUUUGUGAGUCUUUCUGCUUCUAGUUUGUCUUCAUUAAGUAAAGUUUGCCCUGGGUAGCUUUCACUGUGUGUUUUGCAUCAAUAUCCUUAUGCAUUUGCAAUAAGUGAUGUUCUAUCUGUUUUUAGCACCAUUUGGCUAAAUCCAAGUAGAGUAUAGCUCUAUAUACUUUAGAAUUCAACCUGCUACUUUAAUCAUCAGUCAUAAAUACAUACCAGUAACCAGUUCCAUUAUCAGCCAUACACGCUUAGCCAUUUGUUCCAUUAUUUAUGUGCAUCCAAAAUAGAGUGGUGUUUGUAAUUCCAUAUUUAUUAAUGACACACUUUUGUCAAGCUGUUGAAUUAAAGAUUCAAGAAGUGUUGACUUUUGCUCAAAUCUUAAAUGUUUUAUUUCACAUUAUGUAUAGAUGUGUACAGAAGCCAAAUGUGAAAUAUAUAUCGGUUCCAAAAACUAACUAGAUCCUAAUCCAAUUGAACAACAAUGGGAUGUGCCAGACAAACAAGUUAAAGCCACAGCACUCAAAAUUUCCACCCCAUAACCCAAAGGAUUUCCUGCCAGGCAUCACAGCACAUAUAACAUUCAUGUUAUUUUUUAAUAUUGUGGUUGAUCAGUGUUGGUCAGUAUACUAGGUAAAAUUGUAUCAAUUGAUUGUAAAAGUUCUCCUACUGAGACUGGUGCAAGAUCAAAUGUUUAUCAAUUAGAUUGAGGUAAAAGGAAAGUCGACAAGAGUGCAUUGAGGUCGGCCAGGGUGGAGGCCUGUCUACUGGAAACUUUGAUCAAAUCUCAUGUGGACAUACUCUCAUGCAGCCCUUAAUUAAAACCUUCGGAGAAAACCUUUUCUAAUGUGGAUUUUUUAAAUCUAUUUUUUCAUAAGUAUUUGUUAAUGAAAACAUGAUUUUUUUGUAUGUUUUUUGUUUUGUUUUGUGACUCAUAAUGUACAUGUGUCUGUUCCUUGCGUCAGGAUGUUUUGUCUUUGCUCAUAUUUGUCUCCUAGCUUUGGGCAUGUGGGAAUGUGUCCUUUUAAAUUAACACUAAAGCAUAAAAGCUUUUGUUUUGUUCAGUUAAA